This is a messenger RNA of Dendrobium catenatum, 1928 nucleotides long. RefSeq names its product beta-amylase 2, chloroplastic. NCBI's taxonomy places the organism in Eukaryota, Viridiplantae, Streptophyta, Magnoliopsida, Asparagales, Orchidaceae. The transcript has 9 exons. Gene Ontology annotation, molecular function: beta-amylase activity. Bases 51 to 1724 code for a protein of 557 amino acids. The record is from RefSeq and is a predicted model, not a curated record. Gene Ontology annotation, biological process: polysaccharide catabolic process.
UGAGCCAAAAUCUUUUUGGAACAACAGAGUAACCUUCUGUGAGAACCCCGAUGGGCUGCCUCUCCUCAACCCAGGUUUACCUAGGCGGGGCACUCGUCGGAGCAGCUGCGCCGGCGGGAGGCCUUAGCCUCAAGUCCAUAACCCCUUACUUUGGGGUAUGCUCCUCCUCCUACUCUCUGCAGUGCAGCUUCAAGGGACUGAGCGUGUUCGCUUUCUCCGGCCGGAACGAUCGCCGGACAGCGGUGGUCGUUGGAAGCGAUAGCGGCGAAGGGGAAAAGACUGCCGAGGGCCUACCCCUUGACGGAAUAUGGAAUGAUGCUAGUGAGAAGAAGAAGUUGGAUAUUAAACCCACAAGGAGACCAGAGCGUGAUUUUUCCGGAACCCCAUGCGUUCCAGUUUAUGUAAUGUUGCCUUUAGGUACCAUCAGUAUGAAGUGUGAGUUGGCAGAUGCAGAUGCGCUUCGGGAGCAGUUGAAGGUACUAAAAUCUGUCAAUGUUGAUGGUGUUAUGGUUGAUUGCUGGUGGGGAAUAGUGGAGGCCAAUGGCCCACAAAAAUACAAUUGGCAAGGUUACAAGCAGCUUUUUCAGAUGGUGCAAGAAAUAAGUCUUAAACUGCAGGUGGUCAUGUCUUUUCAUGAAUGUGGAGGAAAUGUGGGAGAUGAUGUGUACAUUCCUCUGCCUAUUUGGGUGUCUGAAAUUGGAAAGAAAAACCCAGAUAUUUAUUUCACUAAUAGGAAGGGACGGCGCAAUCCGGAGUGUCUUACAUGGGGGAUAGACAAGGAAAGAGUUCUUGGGGGCCGGACAGCAGUUGAGGUCUACUUUGACUUUAUGAGAAGCUUUCGUGUGGAAUUUGAUGAGUUCUUUGUGAGUGGCAUUUUUUCUGAGAUUGAAGUUGGACUAGGGCCUUGUGGGGAAUUACGCUUCCCAUCUUAUCCAGAAAAGCAUGGAUGGCGCUAUCCAGGCAUUGGCGAGUUCCAAUGUUAUGAUCAGUACUUAUUAAAAAGUUUAAGAAAGGCUGCAGAAGCAAGAGGUCACACUUCUUGGGCAAGAGGACCAGAUAACGCAGGUUCUUAUAAUUCCAGGCCACAUGAUACUGGAUUUUUUCGUGAUGGAGGAGACUAUGAUAGUUACUAUGGUAGAUUCUUCCUCAAGUGGUAUUCUCAGGUUUUGGUGGAACAUGGGGAUCAUGUGCUAUCUCUAGCUAAACUUGCCUUUGAAGGAACUUGUAUUGCAGCUAAGGUAUCAGGCAUCCAUUGGUGGUACAAGACUGCAAGUCAUGCAGCUGAAUUGACUGCUGGAUUUUAUAAUCCUUGCAACCGUGAUGGCUAUGCUCCAAUAGCUGCUAUGCUGAAAAAGCACGACGCAGCUUUGAACUUCACUUGUGUUGAGCUACGAACUUUAGAUCAAAAUGAGGAAUUUCCGGAGGCUUUGGCAGACCCUGAGGGUUUGGUCUGGCAGGUUUUAAAUGCUGCAUGGGAUGCAUGCAUACCAGUAGCCAGUGAAAAUGCCCUUCCCUGCUAUGACAGAGAUGGUUUUAACAAGAUAUUGGAGAAUGCCAAGCCACUCAAUGAUCCUGAUCGAAGGCAUUUGUCCACAUUUACCUACCUCAGGCUAAGUCUAGAUCUGAUGGAGAGACAAAACUUGUUAGAAUUUGCACAUUUCGUCAAGAGAAUGCAUGGUGAGGCAAUUUCUGAACUUCCUAUAGAGGCUGAAGAGAAGAUCUAGAAGAUGGACAUAUAUUAGUUUUAUGAGUGUUAGAAUUUUCCUCCUGAUGCAUAAUAUAGUUUAGAAGAUGGGAAAUUGUGCGACUUUCCCUCUUUCAAAUACAUUUUCUGGUGUGUUCUUAAUUUACCUCAUCAUCUAUCCUGUAAGCAGCUCACAAUCCUCAUAAACAUAUAAAACAUUCUUACUUUGGCUGAAAACUUCUUA